AUGAAACAGAUUAUAAGUUUGAGAGGAGAUACAUUAACCAUUGAGAAUUGUGUGACAAACAAAGGAGUUUCACCAAUUGUACUUGAAGGUUGUUCACUUGUGAGUUAUUUGACAGUGAGUACACCAGAAGCUACAUUUGCAGUUGGUUUGGAAGGAUCAGAUUUAUUCGAAACGAAGAGGUUUCUUCCUCGUUUUGGGGUGGUUCAAAGCGAGGAAGAAGAAGAAAAGUCCGGGUUAAGUGGAGAAGAAGAGAACAACUAUAAACAGUUGAAUGAAAAGGUGAGUAGGGUUUAUACUUGUGCUCCAAGGAGUUUCACUAUCAUUGACAGGGGAAGAAGAAACUCAGUGGUGUCGGGAACAGAAGGGUUUGAAGAAGUGUACAUGUAUAGUCCUGGUUCGAAACUUUAG
Messenger RNA from Arabis nemorensis, 408 nucleotides. The record is from the annotation of a GenBank genome assembly. NCBI's taxonomy places the organism in Eukaryota, Viridiplantae, Streptophyta, Magnoliopsida, Brassicales, Brassicaceae.